Messenger RNA from Cervus elaphus (red deer), 1204 nucleotides. RefSeq names its product testis expressed 48 (gene TEX48). The coding region runs from base 237 to 983 and encodes 248 amino acids. The record is from RefSeq and is a predicted model, not a curated record. The transcript has 7 exons. NCBI's taxonomy places the organism in Eukaryota, Metazoa, Chordata, Mammalia, Artiodactyla, Cervidae.
ACCUAAUUUGGCUUCUCCAAAGAGAACUUGGUUGUCCCAAAUAAAGGAACUGAGAGUGCUCCCAAAGAACCAUAUGUUGGGCCAGUUGGGGCAUAGAAGUAUUCAACUCUCUGGACAAGAGCCAAUGGAUGACUGAAAACAGCCCUGCCCAAGGAACUGGGCUCAAAUUCAACAUCAGCUGAUUCAAUAAGGCACCCUGCAAGCAAAGCUGGAAGAAGAGGCUCCAACUCCUUUCCAUGGCAGCCCACCAAAAUCUGGCCUCGAAGAUCUUCUCUUUAUGCUGCAAAUGCUGUGAGAAACCCGAUGCUGCAGAUGACUCCAAGAUCCCCAAUCAAACCCAAGAGCUUCAGCUGUCGAAGCAUGGUGUGCAGAAGGAUGAGCUCAACAGACAAAGUCUUGAGCACAGUGACGCAGCACCCUGCAUGAGUCUGGGGAAAGCCACGCUCCCCUCAGAAAAGACAACUUCCUGUUUCAGCAGCAGUGAGUAUGGUGAGUUUGAACCUGGGGCCCUAACGCUGACCGGGAACCUCUGGGUGUGUGAGUGUUCGCUUAAUGUCUGCUUCAGCCUCCAAACGGCAAGAACACUGGUGUUGGUAAGCUCAGCAGAGCGUGGUGGUAAUGUCAGAACCAGGAUGGGCCCAGUUCUAUUUUCUAGGCCACUGCAUUUCACAAGACAAACUGCUGUCACUGAAUGCUCCGAUAAGGGUACCAACACGUCCCAGACCGAGGCGGAGGCGGGGGCGGGGGUGGGGCGGGGCGCACACGACUCACAGACUACUCCAGAUUUGAUACUGACCAGGGAUGGAGGUGACCGGAACAGUCUAUCCAGGCCCAAAGCAGAGGCUUCGCUCAGGGUUCUUCUUUCCUUCCUCCUUUCAGAUGUAAAUUCACAAGUAUCCAAGAGAGGGUUUCACAAGAGAAGGCUCAGCCGCUACUCCCAGGAUCACUGGCCGUACCAACCAUGCCUCAUCGGGAGGCCCUGAUCAUUCUAGACGGCAGCCCCCUCGCAGGUCUUGGAGCCUGCGCAGCUGCAGCUGCGGAGAGUUCCCAGCAGGAAGAGGGCGGUGCAGCGGAACCAUGAAGACUGAUUCGGAAACUCCCUUCCAGGAGGAGAUGAUGUCUGAGCUGAGGCUGUGCUUCCAGCAAGAGUCACUUCAGACCCCAAAAAGCCACUGGGGCGGAGCUGCCUCCAAGUAAAGUCUUU